GCGGGGCGGGGCGAGGGCCCGCAGCCGUCGUGUGAGGUGUCCGCUUGCCAGCCAGCCCGUUCGCCGCCAUGGCUCUGCUCUGCACCGGCCGGCUGCUUGCCUCCCCGCGCCUCGCCGCCGCUGCUACCCGCGCCAGCUCAUGGUGGUCCCAUGUGGAGAUGGGUCCCCCCGACCCCAUCCUGGGUGUGACAGAAGCUUUCAAGCGCGACACUAACUCCAAGAAGAUGAACCUGGGAGUGGGGGCUUACCGGGAUGACAGCGGGAAGCCGUAUGUCCUGAACUGUGUUCGCAAGGCAGAGGCCAUGAUAGCAUCCAAGAAGAUGGACAAGGAGUACUUGCCCAUUGGGGGGCUAGCAGAUUUCACUCGGGCAUCUGCAGAACUGGCUCUGGGUGAAAACAGUGAGGUUCUCAAGAGUGGCCGGUAUGUCACUGUUCAGGGUAUUUCUGGGACUGGAUCUCUGCGGAUUGGAGCCAGCUUUUUGCAACGGUUCUUCAAGUCGAGCCGUGAUGUGUACCUACCCAAACCGUCCUGGGGCAAUCACACACCUAUUUUCCGUGAUGCUGGCCUGCAGCUGCAGGCUUACCGCUACUAUGACCCCAAGACAUGCAGCCUUGACUUCUCUGGAGCCAUGGAUGACAUUUCUAAAAUUCCAGAGAAGAGCAUCAUCCUCUUGCAUGCUUGUGCUCACAACCCCACUGGGGUGGAUCCUCGGCAGGAGCAAUGGAAGGAGGUGGCGGCUCUGGUGAAGAAACGAAACCUCCUUGUGUACUUUGACAUGGCCUACCAAGGGUUUGCCAGUGGGGACAUCAACCGGGAUGCCUGGGCUGUGCGCUACUUCAUCGACCAGGGCAUCAACGUCCUCAUAUCACAGUCCUAUGCCAAGAACAUGGGGCUGUAUGGAGAGCGUGCAGGUGCCUUCACAAUGAUCUGCAGCAAUGCAGAGGAAGCCAAGAGGGUUGAGUCACAGCUGAAGAUCCUCAUCCGUCCCAUGUACUCCAACCCACCCCUGAAUGGAGCCCGCAUUGCCUCCAUCAUUCUCAACACCCCUGACAUACGGAAGGAGUGGCUUGUGGAGGUGAAGGGCAUGGCUGACCGAAUCAUCAGCAUGCGGACUCAGCUGGUGUCCAACCUCAAGAAAGAGGGAUCCUCCCACAACUGGCAGCAUAUCACUGACCAGAUUGGCAUGUUCUGCUUCACGGGGCUGAAGCCUGAGCAGGUGGAGCGGCUGAUCAAGGAGUUCUCCAUCUAUAUGACAAAAGAUGGGCGAAUCUCUGUGGCAGGAGUUACGUCGGGCAACGUAGGGUACCUGGCUCAUGCCAUCCAUCAAGUCACAAAGUAAAGACACAGGUGUGCCCUGGAGCUGGGGGCUUUCCCUUCCCUACCAGUCAAAGAUGGGGAGGGAAAGAAAAGAAGCAGAAUACUUUCAAGCACAGCACUCAACGCCGCUGCUGAAUGUAUCUUGUAGAUAAGUUGUUGUAGAAGCCUAGUGAAAACCACCCUGCAGUGUGGAGCAGGGAUGUCGUUGCUGGCUCCUGCUUGUCACAGCCGUUUUCCCCUGCUGUCCAUCAGCCCCAGCACCCUCACAAGCUGGAGGAAGCUGCAGCUUCACACUGCCAUCCUACCAGCAGAGGCACCAGAGGCUCCCCCAUGCUCAGCUCUCCAGAAGGCUUUGUGAGGCAGCAGGAAGGGGAUAUGGGAGGCUGAGUGGAAGGGUUGCUCAGACCUGCUUCUCUGACCUCCUCACAGUCCCUGCUGCCCGCAAGCUUCAUCCUCCUUUAUCCCCCUUCAUCCUCUUCACCCAGGGCUGGGCAGCACCAAAGCUCUGAGGACUGCUUGUUAUCAAAAUCUGCUCAGUCGCUACUUUGCUUUCCAUCUGGAAUCAGGUGUGACUCACAGAGGUAUUGGUGUGUGGGGCAGAGCAGCAUCCCUCCUCUAAAUCUGCCCAGUUCUGACUUCAGUCAUGUACCCUGAGGUGAAACACUUGCUCAUCCUCUAUUCCCAAUAACUUUCUCUGAAAGCCAGUCAGUCUCUGCCUCUCCCAUUCCUGUCCCAACCCCAGCAGCCCUCCCUGAAGAGCAGAGGCCUUUGGUGGGCCCCAGAGCCAUGAACCAAGGGGUCCACCUUCAUGGUGGGGUGUGGGAUGUCCCUCUUCUCUGCUUGGAUCGGUCAAACUGCUGGUGACACUAUAAAACGGGAGGGAAAGAUCCUGAGUGAGUGAGGUCUGAGAGCUGACAACUUGAAAACCAUGCUGUCCUAAGCUGAGUGUCCCUCAGGCCUGGUGCCUGGACUCUUUAUGAUUUUUAAUUCAAAUAAACUGAUGCAUGGGUGUAUUGA
Molecule: messenger RNA, 2335 nt
Organism: Pezoporus occidentalis (night parrot)
Lineage: Eukaryota; Metazoa; Chordata; Aves; Psittaciformes; Psittacidae
Gene: GOT2
Product: glutamic-oxaloacetic transaminase 2
Exons: 10
Coding region: 69-1340 (423 amino acids)
Biological process (GO): L-aspartate catabolic process; biosynthetic process
Cellular component (GO): mitochondrion
Molecular function (GO): pyridoxal phosphate binding; L-aspartate:2-oxoglutarate transaminase activity
Source: RefSeq, a predicted model, not a curated record